AUGAGUUUGCCGCUAACACUUCCGUAUGUUAUUUUAACACUUAAGGAGUUCAUGAUCGUAUGGGUUAACCAAGUGCUAUAUUACAAUGAAAUAUAUCCCUCGGAGAUUUAUGACAAGCUAAAAUCGUUUGAUAUUAUUGUAUAUCAGUCCAGAAACCCUGCACUAAAUAAAUAUGUCGAAGAUUUGGUAAACGAAUUCCUUCUGAUUCUCGUGAAUGGAGAUGGCCAUACUAAUGGGGGUAAAGUGAACCAAAUGCUAUUAUUACUUUAUGAUGUUAAAUCCAAUAAGACCAAGAAAAAAUAUGUGGCAAAGUUCAAUGAAAUGAUUAACCUUGCCCCCUCUGUCAAUGAUUUAAAUUUUUUACAUCUGAUUGAUGAAAAAGAUUCUAAAAGCCUAUUAGAGCCUGUCAUAGAUGUACCAAAUUUUACCUGGGAUGAAAUAUAUUCACAACUUAGGUCUAUUCUAUUCUCGCAAAUUGAAGAAUUGAAGUCGCCAAAUAAUGAGCUAGAAAAGGAUGAUCUUUUCUUCAAAGUGAUAUUGGACUUAGAAGAUUCCAUAGAUUUGAAUGUGAACUUUAAUUCCGAAACUAAUAGUCAGCAUUCAAAUUGGGUUAAAUUGAGUACAACGAGCGCAGACAAGCAAAAAAGGAAAACUAAAGUUGUCCCAAUUGGAGAAGUAAGUGUUGGGUUUAUUUGUAUUGAUAUGUACAAUGAAUAUAGCAAAAGAGUAAAUGCAUGA
Debaryomyces fabryi is the source of this 738-nucleotide messenger RNA. RefSeq lists its product as uncharacterized. The transcript has a single exon. Bases 1 to 738 code for a protein of 245 amino acids. NCBI's taxonomy places the organism in Eukaryota, Fungi, Ascomycota, Pichiomycetes, Serinales, Debaryomycetaceae. The record is from RefSeq and is a predicted model, not a curated record. Gene Ontology annotation, cellular component: zeta DNA polymerase complex.